Messenger RNA from Pleuronectes platessa (European plaice), 2536 nucleotides. It is a transcript of the gene dlg4a, whose product is annotated as disks large homolog 4. Lineage: Eukaryota; Metazoa; Chordata; Actinopteri; Pleuronectiformes; Pleuronectidae. The transcript is spliced from 22 exons. Gene Ontology annotation, biological process: chemical synaptic transmission; AMPA glutamate receptor clustering; postsynaptic neurotransmitter receptor diffusion trapping. Gene Ontology annotation, molecular function: kinase binding. The record is from RefSeq and is a predicted model, not a curated record. The coding region runs from base 111 to 2510 and encodes 799 amino acids. Gene Ontology annotation, cellular component: neuromuscular junction; neuron projection; postsynaptic density membrane.
CUCUCGGCGAGUGGCGGCGGAGCGUCGAGCUGCGGCCGGUCUGUGCCGUCUUGUGUUGAGGAAGAGGAGGAGGAGGCGGAGGAGGAAGAGGAGGGUGAGCCUCUGGACUGAUGUCUCUGGCUGUCAGGAACCUGAAGUGUCUGUCGCCGGUCAUGUGCCAGUGUAAGGUCAUCUGCAGCAACCGGACCCUGUCGCUCAUGUUCGGGUGCAAGAAGUACAGGUACCAGGAUGAGGAGACGCCCCCCUUGGAGCACAGUCCAGCACAUCUGGCUCCAGGAAAAAGUGCAGAGAUGCUUCAUAUGAGCGACAAGAACCUUGCUGCCAUGGAGGCCAUACAUGGCUACACGCCACACACACAUAUCUCUCCUGUCAAGCCUGUGUUGAUGUCUACGGGACACACUCCAAUGUACACCUCAGCUGUUUCCACACUGGGAAAUACUCCUCCAAUGGUGGUGAACACCGACACGCUCGACGGUUCCCCAUAUGUGAAUGGGAUAGAGGGGGAAAUCGAGUAUGAAGAGAUCACACUGGAGAGAGGUAACUCAGGCCUGGGCUUCAGCAUUGCAGGGGGAACAGACAACCCUCAUGUGGGCGAUGACCCCAGCAUCUUCAUCACCAAAAUCAUACCCGGAGGAGCGGCGGCUCAGGACGGACGGCUGAGUGUGAACGACUGCAUCUUAUUUGUGAAUGAUGUUGACGUGCGGGAGGUGACACACAGCCAAGCUGUGGAGGCUCUGAAGGAGGCAGGUGCUAUCGUCCGCCUUUACGUUCUCCGCAGAAAACCGGCGGCUGAGAAAGUCACAGAAAUCAAACUCAUCAAAGGGCCUAAAGGACUGGGUUUCAGCAUCGCCGGAGGGGUGGGAAACCAGCACAUACCAGGAGAUAACAGUAUCUAUGUCACCAAGAUUAUUGAAGGCGGAGCGGCUCAUAAAGAUCAACGUCUGCAGAUCGGGGACAAGAUCUUAGCGGUGAACAGCGUGUGUCUGGAGGAUGUGAUGCACGAGGAUGCGGUGGGGGCUCUGAAGAACACAGCCGAGGUGGUGUACCUCAGGGUGGCCAAGCCCAACAACCUGUACCUGACCAACUCCUACAACCCUCCAGACCUCACCAGCACAUAUUCCCAUAUGGACACUGAACUCAGCCACCCCAACUAUCUUGGCUCAGAUUACCCACAAGCCCUUACUCCCACCUCACCUAGUCGGUUUUCUCCUGUUCUGCACGGCAUGAUGGGAGAUGAUGACAUCCCCAGGGAGCCUCGCAGAGUUCUGAUCCACCGAGGCUCCACAGGUCUGGGGUUCAACAUUGUCGGGGGCGAGGAUGGAGAGGGAAUCUUUAUCUCGUUCAUCCUGGCAGGAGGGCCAGCGGACCUCAGCGGAGAGCUGCACAAGGGCGAUCAGAUCCUCAGUGUGAACGGCGUGGACCUGCGCAUGGCGACUCAUGAACAGGCAGCUGCAGCGCUGAAGAACGCCGGCCAGACGGUGACCAUCAUCGCUCAGUAUCGGCCCGACGAGUACAGCCGCUUUGAAGCAAAGAUCCACGACCUGAGGGAACAGCUGAUGAACAGCAGCAUGGGCUCGGGGACCACGACGCUAAGGAGCAACCCAAAGAGAGGCUUCUACAUCAGGGCUCUUUUCGACUAUGAUAAGACUGCGGACUGUGGCUUCCUCAGUCAAGCGCUGGGCUUCAGGUUCGGGGAUGUGCUGCAUGUGCUGGACUGCGGGGAUGAGGAGUGGUGGCAGGCCCGUAAAGUCAGCCCCCAGAAUGAGGCCGAGGAGGUCGGCUUCAUCCCCAGCAAGCACAGGGUGGAAAGAAAAGAGUGGUCUCGUGGUAACACCAAAGAGAGGGACCACGGUCGGGACAGCUUGGGCCCUCAAGGGAGAGAUAAAACAUCGCAGAGUUAUGAGACAGUCACCCAAGUGGAAGUUCAUUACGCGAGGCCCAUCAUCAUUCUGGGUCCCGUGAAGGACAGGAUAAACGACGACCUGUUGUCUGAGUUCCCCGAUAAGUUUGGAUCUUGUGUCCCACACACCACGCGGCCCAAGAGAGAGUAUGAGGUGGACGGGAGGGACUAUCACUUUGUGUCGUCGCGGGAACAGAUGGAGAAGGACAUCCAGAGCCAUCGGUUCAUCGAGGCCGGCCAGUACAACAGUCACCUGUAUGGCACCAGUGUCCAGAGUGUCCGCGAGGUGGCUGAGCAGCAGGGGAAACACUGCAUCCUGGAUGUAUCGGCCAACGCUGUGCGCAGACUACAAGCAGCUCAGCUUCAUCCCAUCGCCAUCUUUGUACGGCCCAAGGCGCUGGAGAACGUCCUAGAGAUCAAUACUCGUCUGACGGAGGAGCAGGCCAGGAAAGGAAUGGACCGAGCCCUAAAACUAGAACAAGACUUUCUAGAGUGCUUUUCAGCUGUCGUGGAAGGGGACAGCUUUGAAGAGGUCUAUCACAAAGUAAAGACAGUGAUCGAGGAGCAAUCAGGGCCUUACAUCUGGAUCCCCACUCGGGAGAGGCUGUGAUGCUGCACCCCCGCCCCCGCCCCGCU